This is a messenger RNA of Rhinopithecus roxellana (golden snub-nosed monkey), 3771 nucleotides long. RefSeq names its product myeloid zinc finger 1 (gene MZF1). Gene Ontology annotation, molecular function: DNA-binding transcription factor activity; RNA polymerase II cis-regulatory region sequence-specific DNA binding. Gene Ontology annotation, biological process: regulation of transcription by RNA polymerase II. The record is from RefSeq and is a predicted model, not a curated record. Lineage: Eukaryota; Metazoa; Chordata; Mammalia; Primates; Cercopithecidae. Bases 1418 to 3622 code for a protein of 734 amino acids. The transcript has 7 exons.
AAAAGCACGAAGUCGGAUACAAAACUGCUUAGUGGGCUACAAAGCGAUACAAUGGGCAGAAAGCAUUUGCAAUCUAUCAGCCUUUACAAGGUAGCAUCUAACUGGACAGCAUCUGGACUCCUAAGUUUUCCUAACAGUUCUACUUCUGAUUCUCCAUCUUUUCGUGCUGUCAUCUUUCUCUAGGUCUUUGAAAACUGUCAGUCCAUCUUACUGUAUCUAUAAUAUCUGUCCCUUUUCUCCCUUCUUGUCUCUGUCCCUCUCCCUUCUUGUCUGCCUCGUGAGUCUGGAUAUCUGCAUUUCUUGUCUCUGUGAACCCAUUCUGCGUUUCUUUGUGUCUCUUUCAUCUGCAUCCCUUUCUGAUCUGCCUCUCUCUUGCUAACUGUUCUGACACCCGUUUGCCCGGUCCUAACCCUCUGAUCCACUCAGCCCUCUUAUAACUUGGACCCGUGUUUCUAUGUUUGUUCACUUAUUUUCACUGUCUCUCCUCGCGUCGAGUCUCCGGCCCUCCCAGUCUGUGGGUCUGUCUCUCUCUUCCUCCCGCCUGUCCUUCGUCUCUCCUUGCCCUUGAGUCUCUGGUCUCUCUGUCUCUGUCUUUCCUCGCUGUUUCUAUCGAUCGGCAUCUAUCUGCCCCAGUACCACUCCCCACCUCCUCAUCCCACGUGUCCCAUUGCAUUUCCAACGCCCGCCACGUCUCUGGCUUGCCCAGGCGGUGUCGGGUCGGGUCCCCAGGUUACCAUGGAGACGUUCAGGGCCCGCCCCUCGCGCAUGAUCACAGAGGAACGUCAUCGCGCCGCGCGCGCCCGUGCACACGAAGGACCCUACCGAGUACACCUCCCGGAAAGCAUCGGGCCAAGCCUUUCUCCAUUUUGCGGCCUAGGAAGUAGCAGAGGCCCCCUUCCUGCAGGGAGUUGCCAUGGAGACGCGGUGGGGCGCCGACGGCGUUCCAAUGACGGCCGUGAUUGGUGCAGGACGCUGCUAAUCUCAGGAAGGCCCGUAGAGAAUUGAGGAAAACGUGGUGGGGGGCAUGCGCGAUCUGGAAGGCGGUACUGCAGUCUGUUGUCCCCGAGAGGCUGCACAUGUCGACGCACGGAUUCGAGGCGGGGAGCAUGGGAAGAAGCGGCCAGGAGCGUGACCUGAUGAUUGCGACCACCGCUAGGGGACGGGAGGAGAGGGUGUAGAAACGGAGGCGAGGGUGGGGGAAGGGCAAGGAGGCGCGCGAGCUGGUGCGCGGAGCAUCCUGGGAGACGUAGUCCAGCGGGUGGGGAAGUCGAAGACUGCGCGUGCUCAGGAGCGCGGAGCAGCUCGCUGAGCGCCGAGGUCAAGGCAAGAGGAUCAUCUGCUUGAGCCCAGGAGUUCAAGAACAGCCUGGCCAACAUAGGGCAGACACUGGCCUCAGAUACCUGACCUGGUACCCUCUAUGAGGCCUGCGGUGCUGGGCUCCCCAGACCGAGCACCCCCAGAAGAUGAGGGGCCUGUCAUGGUGAAGCUAGAGGACUCUGAGGAGGAGGGUGAGGCUGCCCUAUGGGACCCAGGCCCUGAAGCUGCACGCCUGCGUUUCCGGUGCUUCCGCUAUGAGGAGGCCACAGGGCCCCAAGAGGCCCUGGCCCAGCUCCGAGAGCUGUGUCGCCAGUGGCUCCGUCCAGAGGUACGCUCCAAGGAGCAAAUGCUGGAGCUGUUGGUGCUGGAGCAGUUCCUGGGCGCACUGCCCCCUGAGAUCCAGGCCCGUAUGCAGGGGAAGCGGCCAGGCAGCCCCGAGGAGGCUGCCGCCCUAGUAGAUGGGCUGCGCCGGGAGCCGGGCGAACCCCGGAGAUGGGUCACAGUCCAGGUGCAGGGCCAGGAGGUCCUAUCAGAGAAGAUGGAGCCCUCCAGUUUCCAGCCCCUACCUCAAACUGAACCUCCAACUCCAGAGCCUGUGACCAAGACACCUCCUAGGACUGUGCAGGAAGCACCACUGGGCCUGCAGGUGAAAGAGGGGCCAGAGGUUACAGAGGACUCAGAUUUCCUGGAGUCUGGGCCUCUAGCUGCCACCCAGGAGUCUGUACCCACUCUCCUGUCUGAGGAGGCCCAGGGAUGUGGGACAGUGCUGGACCAGGACUUUCUCCACAGUAAGACUGGGCCUGAGGGUCCCCCAUGGAGGAAGCACCCCAGGGCCCUGUGGCAUGAGGAAGCUGGGGACAUCUUCUCCCCAGGGUUUGCGCUGCAGCUGAACAGCGUCCCCGCAGGUCCAGAUAGUGUAAGCCCUCACCUCCACGUCCCCUGGGACCUCGGCAUGGCUGGCCUUUCGGGCCAGAUCCAAUCACCCUCCCGCGAAGGUGGCUUUGCGCAUGCGCUUGUGCUCCCCAGCGAUCUGAAGAGCGAGCAGGACCCCACGGACGAGGAUCCCUGCCGUGGUGUGGGCCCUGCUCUGGUCAGCACCCGCUGGCGCUCCCCCAGGGGCCGGAGCCGGGGCCGCCCCAGCACUGGGGGUGGGGUGGUUAGGGGCGGCCGUUGCGAUGUGUGUGGUAAGGUGUUCAGCCAACGCAGCAACCUGCUGAGGCACCAGAAGAUACACACGGGUGAGCGACCAUUCGUGUGCAGCGAGUGCGGCCGCAGCUUCAGCCGCAGCUCGCACCUGCUGCGCCACCAGCUUACGCACACCGAGGAGCGGCCGUUCGUGUGCGGCGACUGUGGCCAGGGGUUCGUGCGCAGCGCGCGCCUGGAAGAGCAUCGGAGAGUGCACACGGGCGAACAGCCUUUCCGUUGCUCUGAGUGCGGCCAGAGCUUCCGGCAGCGCUCCAACUUGCUGCAGCACCAGCGGAUCCACGGCGAUCCUCCCGGCCCUGGCGCUAAGCCCUCGGCCCCUCCUGGUGCGCCCGAGCCUCCCGGCCCCUUUCCGUGCAGCGAGUGCCGCGAGAGCUUCGCGCGGCGCUCCGUGCUACUGGAGCACCAGGCGGUACACACAGGCGAUAAGUCCUUUGGCUGCGUUGAGUGCGGCGAGCGCUUCGGCCGCCGCUCAGUGCUGCUGCAGCACCGGCGCGUGCACAGUGGCGAGCGGCCGUUCGCCUGUGCCGAGUGCGGCCAGAGCUUCCGGCAGCGCUCCAACCUCACGCAGCACAGGCGCAUCCACACCGGGGAGCGACCCUUCGCCUGUGCCGAGUGUGGCAAGGCCUUCCGCCAGCGGCCCACGCUCACGCAGCACCUCCGCGUACACACAGGCGAGAAACCCUUUGCCUGCCCCGAGUGUGGCCAGCGCUUCAGCCAGCGCCUCAAGCUCACGCGUCAUCAGAGGACACACACGGGCGAGAAGCCCUACCACUGCGGCGAGUGCGGCCUGGGCUUCACGCAGGUCUCGCGGCUCACAGAGCACCAGCGCAUCCACACGGGCGAACGGCCCUUCGCCUGCCCCGAGUGCGGCCAGAGCUUUCGGCAGCACGCCAACCUCACCCAACACCGGCGCAUCCACACGGGUGAACGGCCCUAUGCAUGCCCUGAGUGUGGCAAGGCCUUCCGCCAGCGGCCCACGCUCACGCAGCAUCUGCGCACCCACCGACGAGAGAAGCCCUUCGCCUGCCAGGAUUGUGGCCGCCGCUUCCACCAGAGCACCAAGCUCAUUCAGCACCAGCGAAUCCACAGCGCCGAGUAGUUCCAGUCGGGACGCAGUCUCCGCCGUGGUCAGAACACCUAUCUCACCUGGUUGUUGUAAGGCUGGCGAUUACAUAAGUAUAAGCAGGUCCGCCCAGGGCUUGGCCACUGUAGGUGUCCAAUAAACAGUAGAUGGAAACUGGGUCUCCA